Messenger RNA from Zophobas morio, 1842 nucleotides. Its product is annotated as alpha- and gamma-adaptin-binding protein p34-like. NCBI's taxonomy places the organism in Eukaryota, Metazoa, Arthropoda, Insecta, Coleoptera, Tenebrionidae. Bases 4 to 759 code for a protein of 251 amino acids. The transcript is spliced from 2 exons. The record is from RefSeq and is a predicted model, not a curated record.
AAAAUGACUGAAAGACCUAGUGUAGUGAUUGUUAGCAGUAGUAACACAAAACCCAAAUCCUUAAUAAAAUUAAUAACGAAAUGUACGGACAUCCAAGAUGACCCAACUGAUACCAACAGAACCUCCCACACUUGGCAAAUAGAAACAAAAUAUUACACAGCAGAAGUGGACAUAAUAGGUAUAAACGAACAAUACCAGAGGAGUCAAACUUUCAACGACAACGUCGAAGCGCUAAUAAUUCACAUGGACACAAACAAAGAAACGGGGCUGCAAGAUCUAACUCAGUGGUCAGCUAUAGAGGACGACUGUGAUCCCGAAAUUAAACUUUUAAUUGCCAACUACUGUACAAACGACACAAAAAUUACGAAAGCGGCGGCCACAGAAUGGUGUCUUCAACGCGGCUUUGAACUAAUCGAGUUGUACCCGGCGCAACAAACGUGCGAACAAGACAUAAUCGAAGAGAAAAUUGGUGUCGAUAGAGUGGUGGAAGCCUUGCAAACCCACACCUGGUCAAACAUGAAUAUGAAAAGCCAGAAGAAAAAUGUAGGUGAAGAAACGAGUAGUGAUAACGUGGAACACGAUGAGUUUCCCGCAAAUGAUCCAGUUGACGACUUUAGCGAUUUGUUUGCACAGCUGAGUAUGAUGAAGGAGAGUUUGCAGUCACUACCUACAAAUCAGAGGAAACAGUGUGCCGAGCAGGUUGUCACUGCGUUUUGGAAAGCCAUAGGUGGAGAUGAAGAAGAGAUUUCUGAUAUGUAGGCCGCUCAAAGCAAGCUAUUAGAGAGCACAUAAGCAGCAAAAUGUAUAUUUUAUUAGCAAAUUAAGAUUUAAAUUUAUCGAGUUUUUAUUAUAUUGUUGUAACUUAUUAUUAAUAUUGGGAAAAUAAAAACUUUAAUUCCGUAGUAAAUAAUAGAGUGAAAUUUAAAACCACAGUAGGCUGUGCUUUUUAAAUGACAUAAAAAUAAAAAUGGUGCCACGAUUGACAUAACUAUGUAAAAAUGGCGAAAGUGGCCAGAAUAGAUAGACGACUGCCAUUUCCACUUUCACAUUUCUGAGAAUCCAAAAUCGGUAAUGUUCAGCCAGCUGACCGGUGAAAUCUGACAGCCGUUCCAGUGGUGGGGGAAAGUCGUUACCGCGUGUACCAGAAAAUAGAGGGAAAUUUAGCGCGCCCGGGAAACCUGCUCGAGCAGUUGCCGGUUCACGAUAGGUUAACAAACUAAAUUUAGUGAAAAUCUGUGUUAAAAAUCAACGAAAACCGGCCAAAUCCAGCCCUGAAGCGUCUCGGGAAAUGGCCGAUGCAACCCCAAGUCAGACAUAACGGUUUUUGGGCUAAUAACGGUAACUUUCACACCCUCAAUGGCGGAAGAAGACGAAAGGGUUGAACCCAGGCGUUCCGCCCGGCUGGCGCUGACCGAAAUUAGUUUUAACGAAAGUCUUAACGAAGAAACGCCCAAUAAGAAUGUGAGUGCUGAUGAGUUGGUUAUAAUUCAGAGAGGACCCAGGAGGAAGCCCAUCAUCUGGUCACCUGUUGAGUUGGACAGAAGCUCGGCGAGGAAGAGCAAGGAGCAGGGUUCAAUGGAGAGCGUGCCCAGGAGACCCAGUCUGAACCCAAAAUUGAGAAGAAGACUCAUUUUAAGCCCCACUAAAGGUUCAGGUGAGAUCAGUGGUGCCAUUGUGAAGAAGCUGAGGAGUUUGCCUAUGUUUUCCCAGGAGCUGCUGCAGAAAACGCCAUGAAGUUUUUUAUUUUUGCAUGAUGGUUUGAUGUAUUAAGUUAAGUAAUUUGAUAUGCAUGUGCCUUAUCUACAUUCUUUUUUAAGAAAUAAAGCUGGUUCAUUUGUACAA